Molecule: messenger RNA, 3064 nt
Organism: Lytechinus pictus (painted urchin)
Lineage: Eukaryota; Metazoa; Echinodermata; Echinoidea; Temnopleuroida; Toxopneustidae
Exons: 4
Coding region: 1-537 (178 amino acids)
Biological process (GO): intracellular protein transport; vesicle-mediated transport
Cellular component (GO): plasma membrane; cytoplasm
Molecular function (GO): GTPase activity; GTP binding
Source: RefSeq, a predicted model, not a curated record
AUGGGAAAAACAACUAUAUUAUACCGAGUAAAGUUUAAUGAGGCUGUCACGACUAUACCAACAAUAGGAUUCAACGUGGAGACAGUGACACCGGUUCCUAAUGUUACAUUAUGUGUGUGGGAUGUUGGUGGACAACAGAAAGUACGAGCUUUAUGGCAACACUACUUCUGUGAAACACAUGGUCUGAUAUUUGUGGUGGACAGUGCAGAUAAAGCGAGAUUAUGGGAAGCGAGAGAUGAGCUUUUAAGGGCGCUUACAAAUCCGUACAUGACACCAGGCAUCCCGGUGCUUGUUCUAGCAAACAAACAAGAUCUCCCAGGUUCUUUAACAGCAUCAGAGAUAACCGAUAUAAUGGACUUAAAACGACUUUCCCCAAACCACCCCUGGUAUGUACAACCAACACAAGGAAACACUGGUGUAGGACUACAUGAUGCUUUCAAGGUGCUAGCUAGGAUGGUGAAGCAAUUUCAUAAGGACUUGACAAAGGCAGAAUUGUUAAAUCGACACGAGAAUGGACCAGAUGCCACUGAGGUGUAGGUCAAGUUCACCAUCAUCAGGGAGAACUGCAAACCUUUGGAAGACUCUCGUCGUAGAGAAUGGAUCGUAGAUAGUGGAUCUGCGAUCUAGGAACAGAACUGCAAACACCGACAGUCUGCAAUAUGGAUGACUUGUAGCGUCUUUGAGACAUGAGUGAUAAUUAAACAAGUCACAGUGUACGGAAAAGUAAAGAAUUCAGGUUCAAAAGCCUUGCCAUGCUAUAGCUAGAAGAUUCACUGGGUUUGACGCAAGCACUAGCGAUGAAAUGGUUUCCAUGGCUCUUGCAUUAUUGAUGUUGAAUAUUUAAUAGUCGGUAGUCGAGCAAUUGAUCUGGAACAAGCAUCAGACUGUAUACAGCAAUGAAACCGAACACGACAAUCCCUGAGGAGGAUUAAGUAUUUUGCAAUCAGAUGCAUUAGAACAGCUGGACGUUUUCGUUUUAUGCAUUGAUGUGGCGAUCAAAACCAUUCCUGAAACAUACCUUUGGAUUAGAAAAACAAAUAAUUGUCUAUACAUCUAAGUGGCAAACCUGGAAAAUAUAGAUGCAUAUAUAUUUCUGACUAUCAACGAGUUUGUUAAGGUGAUAAAUCACUUUACUUAUCGCAGGUUAGCAUGCAAACACCAAGAAUUCGAAAUGUGACACGAGACUGUGAUGAUUGACAUGAAAUUGAUCUUAAUUGUUUGUUAAUGUGAAAAUUAUGUAGAAAAUGGACAUUGUUCAGUGAGAAUUGUAUUCUCUGUUUUUGUUAGGCGAAAAUAUAAAUCAAAAUAAAUCAAAGUCUGAAGAUUGUGAAGAGUGCAUAGGAAUUUCUUCUUUGUGAACAUAACAACGGAUCUUGAGAAUUAGAAGAUGAAACAAACAGUAUUGCCUAUAUACAAUAAAUGACAAGAAAAUCGAGGAUGGUAUGUUUUAGCAUCAUCAUGAUUGAAGAGGAAAUUUCAAAUACACUGAUAUAGGCUUACCAGAAAAUGACACUCUUUGUGCAUUAUAUUAAUUGUGAGGAGUUGAAAAUGAAAUUAUGCAUCGACUCUAAAUAUUGCUUUGAAUUUUUAAGUGUUGUAUUUCUCUUGCAACAUGUGCGAAGAUAUUAAAUAUUGCGAUUAUUCAGUGACACACGAACUUAACGAAACACACAAAGAGUUUCUUGAAACGAUGGGCAUUAUAAUGAUGUAGUCGUAACAGUCGCAUUAACAAGUUUAAAAUUUCCAACAAUCAUCGUUAAAUGAAAUAAAGAAUUGAUUCAGAUAAAAUACCAUUUAUUGGAUUUAGCAAAACCUCUUUAUAUAAAUAACAAAUCCAGCAUUAUACUUUGGCAGCACAUCACUUGUUUAAAGAGAUAAAGUAGAAGAGUAAUGGUUUGUCUUAAGUUGAGAGGUAAUACAUUCAAAAUGAUUCAAUGCAAACAAAGAUGGUAUAUAUGGUAUUAAAUAGUCCAGAAAUUGUUCUUCUCAACAUAGCAGACACUUGAUAAUUGCUAAACAUAGUAAUGUUAUCAUUGAUACUGCAGUGCAUGCUGAUAGAUUAGAAAUAAAUUCCAAAUAAUGCAGCUCGUACAGAAUCUAUCUUGAAUUAUUUAAUAAAACUAAUUAUUAUGCUUAGAGAAAGAGCAAAAAGUUAACAAACUGUAGUGUGCAACUAAGGAAUAUUCAUUUAUUGAAAUAUUCCUGCUUACAAUACUGAAGUAUCAGUUACCCCUAAAUCGAAAUAUCAUCUUAAAUUUCUCUUCCUCGCUAUAUGCCUGCACUGGGUAUAAUAUUUGUGUUAAUAAAAGAUUGAUGUAAUACCCGCCUCUAAUGCAGUAAAAAGGCAUGUAAAUACGCAGGUACGUGACGAAUUGGACUAUUUUUGAUAACUUUUAAUGUAAAUAAUAUUUUUAAACAAGAAGAAAUGGACGUACAGCACAUGUAUACUAUUGAUUAGUAAAGAUAUAGAGAUAAAGGAGAGAAACCAGAGUGAGAAACAUAGGCAUUGGCAGCACUUCAACAUUGAGGGGGUGACAUCUUGCAUAAUACCUAGUUUGAUUUUUCUUUUGUCAAGAUAAUGUACAGUGGCUGAUAAACAAAGAUAUAUUUAUUUUCAUUGUCGAUUACAGGUCAAUUCUCAAUUCAGAUUUUAACUAUAAAUCAUAUGUUUUAAAUGACAACAAAUCAAGUUAUUAACAAGAUCUCAGAAGACCUUAUUGCCAGUUUUCUAGUGAGUAAUUGGUAAUGUAUUUUCCGGAAACAGAUGCAGCCUGUGGGUGUUCUCUUCCCCCUUUCAAAAUACACUUGAUAAAGAAUAAUAUUCAUGUAUCUGAACCACUUUAAUUGUUCUGGUAAUUUACCAGAACAAUAACUCUAUUAUCUUUUAAAAAGAUGUCUAGUUGGGAUAAACUUCUUUUAUGCUGUAUGUUUUAUUAGAUAAACCUCCUUAAAACACUGAUUUCAUCUCAUUACCAUAUUUGUAUAAAGCUCGAUAUCGCAAAAGUGAUCUAAACUAAAGAUAUAUAUUAUUGUCCAUUAAAGAUCACCUUUUCUGCACAACUGA